CCACCUGUCAAAAUAAAUUAAAGGGAUUUACUGAGUCAAUUGUUGUUUCUGUUUCUCGUUUUAAUUUUGGUGUCUUCAUUUUGUGGGAACUGUUUGAAUUUUUGAGCAUUUGAUUUUAUUCCAAAAUUCAUAGGAUUUUGUACUAUUUUACAUUUGUAGGUAAUUGUUAGGGGGUUUCACAGAAAUUUGCAUACACAUGCAAAUUGAAUUUGCAUUUAGGUUUUCUUCACUGUGUUGAUCUCUAAAGGAAUUUCUAGUUUAAUUCAUUUGUACGCAAUCAGAACGUGAAAGGAACGAACUAUCUUUUUGUUGCAUUGGGCAUUAUUAUUCAUUUGGCCUUUUAAUUUGCACUCAAUGGAGCAGUUGAAAUUGGCUACAAAUUCUGACGCCAAAGAGGAUAACCCUUUGGAGAACAAGCCAAAAAAUAGCAACGCACUUGAGUCUUCUGACAGUCUGAGAAAUAGAAAGAUAUCAGCUCGAUGGGAUCCAGUUGGAGCAUGUCGGCCUAUAAUUGAAGAAGCACCUGUUUUUUAUCCGACUAUUGAAGAAUUUGAAGACACACUCAGUUACAUAGCAAAGAUACGACCCCUAGCUGAACACCAUGGCAUAUGUAGGAUUGUUCCUCCAGCUUGCUGGGUUCCACCCUGUCCUCUUAAGGAGAAAGAUCUAUGGGAAAAUGCUGAAUUUCCCACCCGUAUUCAGCAAAUUGAUUUGCUUCAAAAUAGGGAACCUAUGAAGAAAAAAUGUAGGGGAAGGAAGCGAAAACGUAGAAGGCUCUCCAGAACAGGCACAUGUAGGAGGAAGCCUGCCAGUGCAGCUUCUCAUGCUAAGAAUGCUUCUGAUUCUGAAGAGAAAUUUGGGUUCCAAUCAGGAUCAGACUUCACGCUUAAAGACUUCCAGCAGUUUGCUGAUUAUUUUAAGGAAUGCUAUUUUGGGUUGAAAGAUGCUGAUAGAGACAGAACAGUUAGUGACAGUGACCAUCAGAAGAGAUGGGAGCCCUCUGCGGAAGAAAUUGAAGGUGAAUACUGGCGAAUAGUUGAGCAACCAAGUGAUGAGGUUGAGGUGUAUUAUGGAGCUGACUUGGAAACUGGAGCACUUGGAAGUGGUUUUCCUAAGGCAUCAUCCAUAACAACGAGUGACUCAGCUCAAUAUGCCCUGUCUGGUUGGAAUCUGAACAAUUUUCCCCGACUGCCAGGUUCUGUACUAAGCUAUGAAGGAAGUGACAUAUCAGGAGUUCUAGUGCCAUGGCUGUAUGUUGGCAUGUGUUUUUCAUCAUUUUGCUGGCAUGUUGAGGACCAUCACCUUUAUUCACUAAACUAUUUGCACUGGGGUGACCCUAAAGUAUGGUAUGGUGUACCUGGAAGCCAUGCACAAGCCUUGGAAAAUGCAAUGAGGAAGCACUUGCCUGAUUUAUUUGAUGAACAACCAAAUCUACUAAAUGAACUGGUUACCCAGUUUUCUCCUUCUAUUCUUAAAUCUGAGGGAGUACCCGUGUAUCGCACAGUCCAGCAUUCUGGGGAAUUUGUUAUUACCUUUCCGAGGGCUUAUCAUUCUGGCUUUAAUUGUGGCUUCAACUGUGCAGAGGCAGUGAAUGUGGCUCCUAUUGAUUGGUUAAUGCAUGGACAGAAUGCUGUUGAAAUUUACAGUUCACAAUGCCGUAAGACAUCGUUGUCCCAUGACAAGCUGUUAUUUGGAUCAGCCCUGGAAGGUGUACGGGCCAUUACAGAGCUAGCUCUUGGAAAGGAAUCUCCAAAAAAUUUGAAAUGGAGAAGUGUCUGUGGGAAAGAUGGAGAUCUUACCAAGGCAGUUAAGGCAAGGAUAAAGAUGGAAGAUGAAAGGCUAGAUUGUCUUCCAACUCAUCUUAAGUUGCUCAAGAUGAACAGUGACUUUGAUUUGUACACGGAAAGAGAAUGCUUCUCUUGCUUCUAUGAUUUGCACUUAUCUGCUGCGGGUUGUGAGUGCUCUCCUGACAGAUAUUCUUGUCUUAAGCAUGCUAAUUUGUUCUGCUCAUGCGCAAUGGAGAAAAGAUUUGUUCUGCUACGAUAUACUAGAAAUGAGCUAACUAAACUGCUUGAAGCAUUAGAAGGAGAGUCACAUGCUAUUAAGGUGUGGGCAAAUAAAAACUGUGGAAUGGUUUCUGUCAAUGCCAAUGAGGUUUGCAUAGAUAAAUCAGAUGUUGAGAAAUAUGUCUACAAAACCAAGAAUUGUGAAGAAAUGGAUAGCUUAAAUGGCUGUGAGGGAACCAAGGAUAGGUCAAAUUUAAACACACCAAGUAGUCCUAAUAGUCAUAUUACUUCUGAUAUAGUGCAGUCUGAGUCUCACCCUGUAACUUCUAGCGCAGCAUAUGACAGUAUAGAUAGUCAUAAUGACAAUAAUAGUGAUAAAAAGUUUGUCACCGACAAGGAAUAUAAAAUGGAUCAGGAUGGUUAUCUGGAUUUGAAUCUUGAUGUUUUCUCUGGUGAAAAUGAAAAUCAUGUGCUGGAUAUUGCUGAUAACCAUCACAGCGAAGGUGUUUCAGUAGAGGAAAAAGUAUGCUAUUCAGAGGCCAAAAAGGAAGAAGACAGCAUGGAACUUGGUGGUGAGGGUAACUUAUCAAACUCGAUUUCUGUUCUAAACACAUAUUUUUCGUCAAGUUCAAAGGGCAAUCACAAGUAUUGUACAUUUGAUGGUGGAAAAUUUGAGGUGGAUCUGCAAACAGAUUCUGGAAAGGUUCACAAUAAUCUAUCUAAAACAGGAGCCAUAGACACCACAGAUACUCACAUGGAUUUGACAGAUGAAAGCUGCUUGGUACGGAUGUUUGGUACUUCUGUCGAGCCUAUAAGUUUGGGAUCUGUUGUUCAUGGAAAGCUGUGGUGUAGUAAGCAUGCGAUAUAUCCAAAGGGAUUCAAGAGUAGAGUUCUCUUCUUUAGCAUUCUUGAUCCAACGAUAAUCUGCAGCUAUAUUUCUGAAGUCAUUGAUGCUGGAUUUCUUGGACCCCUUUUCAAGGUUACCAUGGAAGAUUGUCCAAGUGAGGCUUUCACAGAUACCUCAUCAGACAAUUGCUGGGAAUCAGUUCUGAAGAGAUUACAUCAUGAAAUUAAGAGGCGGAGGAGUCUAGCUGAACUAGAAUUUCCUACCUUAGAGCUCUUGAAAGGCAUUAAUGGUCAUAGAAUGUUUGGCUUCCUUUUACCAUCAAUUAUUCAGGCCAUCGAAGUUCAAGAUCCUUGUCAUAUGUGUGUAGAGUACUGGAAUCACAAAGUUGUCCCUUCAGGCAGUGUUGUUGAUAACUUGACCUACGGUUCCAGAAGCCCUUUUGGUGAUAUGAAUACCAAAAUUUUUGGUAUCAAUUUGAUUAAGCAUAACUUUUUUGAAGAGAUGAAACAAAUACUACAAAGGGCAAGCCCUGAUGAGUUAAGCACACUACAUAAGUUACUCAGCUCUGAUGCAUGGUACUGUGAGUGGAAAGUGACAUUGAUGGCACUGAUGGAUGAGAUCAGGAGAGCUUGUCAAUGAGACAUGAAGAUCUCAAUUCUUUCUGAGUCUGGAUAGUUAUAUUUGAUUUAGUCAUAAUAGUUAGAUCCAUUCUUUCAGAGAAAAAUUAAACUGAAGAGUUUUGUGGGUGAAGUGGAGAUAAAUUUUUGCUACUUGCCCUUCAUCAGUGACCUAUACACAGAUGGACAAAGCCAUUGACCCAUUUUCCAACAUUCCUAUACAAUUUGCCUUUUAAGGUCUACCAUUAGCUGUAGCUGCAUUUAGGUUUACAUUAUUUUCCUUUUCUCUUAAAAUUUCUGUAUAUACUUAGAAAAAAUGCUGGUGUUACAAUAAAUGAUAAAAGGUUGGGAAAAAUUCAUGGGGAAAUUUGGUUCUCAAAUUCAAUUGCUUCAGCUAAAAAAUUUUAAAUGUAUGAUUCUAGUCUCAAGUAAAACGCUAUUAGUAAAUCCUUGCAUCUUAGAAUCCAAAGGGGAUGCUUUAAAUA
Vigna unguiculata (cowpea) is the source of this 3955-nucleotide messenger RNA. RefSeq names its product lysine-specific demethylase JMJ18-like. Gene Ontology annotation, biological process: chromatin remodeling; regulation of gene expression. Gene Ontology annotation, cellular component: nucleus; chromatin. NCBI's taxonomy places the organism in Eukaryota, Viridiplantae, Streptophyta, Magnoliopsida, Fabales, Fabaceae. The record is from RefSeq and is a predicted model, not a curated record. Gene Ontology annotation, molecular function: histone H3K4me/H3K4me2/H3K4me3 demethylase activity.